AGUCGGUGAAUAAUAAGCAAAGUGUGACUUUUGCUAUGAAAAGUUUUCUUCUUUUUAUUUUGUUAAUUUGUACCACUCCAACCAUCUCCGUGCAUUCUUGUAAUAACAACAAAGAUUGUAAUGUAGAUGAACACUGUAGAAAUGAAACACUCAAGUGUUCAAAAAGAUGUCAAUAUGACGCUGAUUGUGAGUCCGAUAAAUAUUGUGACGGUAGUGAAUGUAAAACGGGAUGCCGCCCAGGCAGUUGCAGCGAAAAUAAAUUAUGUCGAAAUGGAAAGUGUGAAAUUGGAUGUAGUCAUCAUAAGCACUGCAAAACCGAUGAGUAUUGCAAUGAUGAUAGUUGGAAAUGCAUGAUUGGAUGCAGGUAUGAUGAAAGUUGUGAGCAAGAUGAAUAUUGUAAUGAGGACACUAGAAUAUGUACAAAAGGAUGUCGAUCUGAUGAUAAUUGUGAUGAUAAAGAAUAUUGCGAUUUGGAUCAAAAUAUGUGCUUGCUUGGAUGUCAAGCUGACUACAGCUGUGGUGAAAAAGAGUACUGCAAUUUUGAAACUAGACUUUGUAGUCCUGGAUGUUCUCAUCAUAAGUUCUGUGAAGACAAUGAAUAUUGUAACUAUGUCAAGCAUCAAUGUGAAAAUGCAUGCCUAAAUGAAUCAGGAUGCGGCGAAAAUUCAAAAUGUGCUGCUUUUAAUAGCAACCGAUACUGCUCUUGUCUUGAAGGAUUCAUACCUGAAAAGGGUAUUGGGUGUAGAUUAAAAGCUCAAAAUGAAACUUAUAGUACAAAUAAUUGUUCUUCGCAAUGCUCUAGAAAAGGAAAAUGUGUUUUGAAACAUGAAGUAGUUUAUUGCUACUGUCCUAAUAGGGACAUUCCAUUGUCAAAUCCUUUUUUAAUGUGUCCAAGACGAAAGUUUAACAAGAAAAUAUCGAUUAAGACUGCGAAUGCUCUGAUGUAUGGUUAAAUAAGACUUACCAUUUCAAUAAAAUUUGAAAACUUAUUUGAAUAAAUUAACGGUUGAUUUGAAUUUAAAUUAUCUUAA
Messenger RNA from Chironomus riparius, 1031 nucleotides. NCBI's taxonomy places the organism in Eukaryota, Metazoa, Arthropoda, Insecta, Diptera, Chironomidae. The record is from the annotation of a GenBank genome assembly.